Saccharomyces mikatae IFO 1815 is the source of this 2472-nucleotide messenger RNA. It is a transcript of the gene SVL3, whose product is annotated as Svl3p. The coding region runs from base 1 to 2472 and encodes 823 amino acids. Gene Ontology annotation, cellular component: cytoplasm. The record is from RefSeq and is a predicted model, not a curated record. NCBI's taxonomy places the organism in Eukaryota, Fungi, Ascomycota, Saccharomycetes, Saccharomycetales, Saccharomycetaceae. The transcript has a single exon. Gene Ontology annotation, molecular function: oxidoreductase activity.
AUGUCGUCUUCCUCGCUUCGAGUUUUAGCUAUUGGGAGCAACCCGAACAUCUUAUUCUAUACUUCAAGGUUUCAACUGGCCAAGAACACGGAACUUUACCACGUUAACGAUUCAAAAUCAUGCCAGUUUGAAAUUGAAACCGAAUACUAUGGUAAAGAACAGUUCGAAUUGGAAAACCAUUUCACUUCUAUUGAGCACUUGACUGAGGCUUUAAAUUCGAAGUCCAGUGGGCUCGUUUUUGAUAUAAUCAUCAUGAGUGCUUCCUCCCUGCAGAAAUUGUCCUCGUUGGCAUCCAAAUUGGCUACCAUAAUCAAUUCAAACACCAAAAUUUUUUUAGAAAGCAGUGGUUUCAUCCAAUUAGAACCCUUUGUCAAGUUGUCCAUGGAUUCUCCGCAUAUGAAUGUUUUCAGUAUUUUAACCGAUUUGGACAUUCGUCAAGUUGGUCCAAACCAAUUUAAACAUUUUCCUAGCACUACAAAAGAGAAUACGAUUUACCUCGGUGAAAGCAAAUCUAACACCGAGAAAUACUCAACCAGUGUUAUAACAUUAUUGACCACUUUUGAAAAACUAUUUGCUAAAUUGUUUUCCAACAUAAAAAUCAAUUUGUGCAAUUUUUCGUCAAUUGAAUUUUUAUCACAACAAUGGAAAUUGGCAAUAUCCAGAAUUUGUUUUGACCCAUUGCUAAUUAUGUUUGAACAAGAAAACCCCAGUGAUUUAGACCAGCAGAUCAUCGCCAAACCAUUAAUAUCUGGGUUGGUGACUGAGAUCAUUACUGUAGCAAAGACGAUGGGUGCAAGAUUGAACAGUAGCUAUGAUAAUGAAAACAGUCUUUUAUCUUUGUGGAAGGAUUCUUACCAAUCUGCUAAUAAGCCACCUGCGUUGGUUUACCAUUUCAUACAUCAAACAACGCCUUUAAAUAUCGAUAUCCUAUUGUUACAAACUAUUUUAUUGGCUGAUGAUUUUGGUAUCAAGACUCCGUACUUAGAAUUCUUGUACUCUGUCUUGUCCCAAUUUGAAAGGUUAAAUAAUGGUAAAUCGAAAUGGUUUAUCAGAUCAGAUGAGAAAGCCCAAGUUUUACAGAGUUUACAAAAAUCUCAGAAAAAUGAAUCAGUUUUACAGAAUCAAAUUUCAACCUUACAGAGUCAAAUUAGUAAGUUAAGGCAAGAGUUACUCAUGCAAGCCAAGCAACAUGAAGUGGAGACCAAAGAGCUAAAGGAGAAGCACAACGUUGCUCUCAAGGCUCAAGCUGAAGCUCAAGCUGAAGCUCGAACUCAAAUAUCAAAUGAAAUCGUAACUCCAACUGAAGCAACAAACCAAUCUAAUGGUAACGAGUACAAGGCAACAGGAACUCCAAAUUUGAGGGAUAUCGAAGAUAUGGCAUUAUAUAGUGUAAACUACGGUGAUUCUCCUGUGAGGUCUGUGCCAGUUGCGGUGACCUCUCAACAACAGAUCAAUUCGCCCUUAUCCUCCCACUCACAAACAUUUGGAGACAACAAUGGAUCAAAUGAUAAAUUACUGCAAGAACGGGAAUUGCAACUUCGUAAAAAGGAAUUAGAGCUACAAGAACGUGAAUUGGAGUUUCAGAAAAGGGCAUUGCAACAAAGAUUUAAUAAUAAUAGUAAUAGCUCAAUUUCAGUAAAACCAUCUUUCCCUCAACUACAACAGUCUGCAAACAUUCGUUCCAAUAGUAGAGGAAUGCACGGCACUAACGGACCUAUCCCUCAACCUGCAUCUGCCGGAAACUUUGUAGAUCCGAUUUCCACAAGUAUGGCUUCAUAUGAUCCGCAACAACCCCCUGUACAACCUAUUCAGCAGCAACAGCAGUCGGCGCAAGUACAGUCUUUCCAUUCACACUCUAUCAAACCAACAAGUAGGAAGAAUAGAAAUAGUAAUAUGCCUAAUAUUGGUAAUCCCUCCAGUAUAAACAUGACUGACUUUGGCAGGCCACCCAACAAUUCAAGUCAAACUCGUUUAAAUUCGAUGCCAACACAUAGUAUUGUAAACCAAAAUAGAUUGAGAUCACAACAAUCCAAAAACAAACUUAAUAUGCCGCAUGUUACUAAACCAAACAAUACAUCUAGCCAACUUCCUGCAGCCAAUUUAAAUAACCAUGUUCCCACACAAAGGCAGUUCAGCUCGAGCACCAUGAUAGAGAUAACCAAUAAUACUAAUAAAGUUAAUAACAGUAGUAGUAACCCAGAUAUUUCUACUAACUCAGUGGUUCAUAAUGCAAUGCAGUUUACAAAUGCAACCAAUAACACGAGCAGCACUGUGGAUAUAAAUGAUCCUAAAAAUAUGGUGGCUCCUCCUACAAGCUCAGUCUCAGCCCCAAGCACUCCAACCUUAUCUUCCGCAAGCCAAAUGGCAGAAAUGACUUCACCUAAUGCGAAUAAUGCUGAUGAGGAGGAAAAAGCUGGCGGUAAAAAAAAGAGGUUUGGAUUAUUUAAAAAGAAAAAUAAAUCAAAGAAAUAA